Molecule: messenger RNA, 1878 nt
Organism: Gamsiella multidivaricata
Lineage: Eukaryota; Fungi; Mortierellomycota; Mortierellomycetes; Mortierellales; Mortierellaceae
Exons: 2
Coding region: 1-1878 (625 amino acids)
Source: RefSeq, a predicted model, not a curated record
AUGAACCAGAUCCCCGGAACAAAGACCUCCACAAAGACCUCGACCGUCAAUGGUGUGACAACCGUUGUUACCACGGUUACUGCGCCCGGCCAGCCCACACGUAUCACAACGACCACGACCACUAAGGUCCCAGCCGGUCAACAGCUCCCCGCUGCUGGCCAGCGAUUCCCUACACAGCCUGGCCAGCCCCAGCCUCAGGGACGCCCGCAGCCCCAGAAGCAGCUCGAACCAGAGCCCAAGCGCAAGAGCGGGUUCUUUUCGAAUUUGAAGAAGCAUAUCACCCGUACCGAUGAUCCCAAGAAGUCUCCUUCUCGCACCCCUUCGCCAGUUCAGCAGCAACCGCAAUACCAGCAGCAGCCUCAGCCCAACCAAAAGCCAACCCAGAACCCGAUCCCAGCUCCAGUUGCUCGCUAUCAGACCGACGAUGGCCCAGUGGAUCAGUUGGCGGAGAAGAUGCGCCAGGCCGCAUUGAACAGACCGCCAGUUGUCGAGCAUCACACAUCAUCGAGCACGACCACGACCCAGAAUGGGCGGGUUGUUAGCCAUACCGAGUCGUCAGAGGACGCCAUUGCACUUCUCAAGAAGAGUCAGCCCUACACUGCGCCUAACUUCUCGGGCCAGCGACUCGAUGUUAGUGCCAUCGACUUUUCACGCGAGGAUGCGCAUGCUCGUGCGUGCCCCGCCUCUGAGGCCGUCUCAAUCCCUCGUCUCUCCCACUACCUGACCUCGCCCUGCUCUGGCAACCAAGUCUCUCAACUCCGCUGUAUCUUCACAUGGCUCGCCAACAACAUUGCUUACGACGUGCCCAACUACCUCUCAGGAAACUAUGGUGAUCAAUCGCCUGAGGGUGUCCUUCGCACCCGCAAGGCUGUCUGCGAGGGAUACGCCAACCUGUUCGUUGCCCUGGCUGAGCCUGCAGGCCUCAAGGUCAAGAAGAUCAUUGGUGUUGCCCGAGGUGUAGAUGUCCAGGUCGGAGAUGAACGCCUGGGAAGCCCUCACGCUUGGAAUGCAGUGAAGAUCGACGGCGAAUAUCUCUUGAUCGACUCGACCUGGGGAGCGGGUGUUUGUGACCUUUCAACACGGUCCUUCCGCAAGCUGUUCAGACCCUUCUUCUUCUUGCUUCGACCCAACCGUCUGAUCUAUACCCACUGGCCCGAGGACCCCAUGAAGCAGUAUCUCGAUCCACCAAUCGAUGAGAGGGUCUUCCGCGGACUUCCUGCAGUCAAGCCCGAAUCAUGGACUUUGGGUAUCAAGCUUUCGGGUAAACACCGCGGUCAGGUUGUGCGCACUAAGAACGACUAUGUCGAGGUCGAGAUUCGUCUCAAGAAGCGACCUUCGGAUGGAGCGACCGGCAAGAUUGUCGCUCGUCUAAACUGGAAGGGUCAGGCCGUCCCCACAUCGAUCCAGUGGGUGCGCGAGGACGCCAAGUACGUGUACAUGGCGAUCAAGUGCUGGUGCCCAAGUUCAGGCUCUGGCGAGCUUGGUGUCUUUGGAUGGCCACCAGGUGGUGACCAGACCAAGAACGGACCCCAGUGCAUGAGCUUCAAGGUCAUCAACGACGGAUCUGGACGGGCGGCCAAGCCUCUGUUGCAGCAGUAUGUCGUCAAGGGCUUUGCAUUCUCGGUGCUGGAGCCCAUCACGGCACAGGUCAAGAAGAACGUGCCCCAGGUGAUCCGCGUGCGCGUCUUCGAUGUGGAGAAGGGUGUCAAGCCAGCAUUGGCACUCCAGGGUCCUGAUGGUGGCAUGCCUGAGAGGCUAUCUCAAGUCGAGCCUGGUGUGUUCGAGAUGACCAAAGUGCUGAGUGCGGGUCAGUGGAAGAUUGUCCACAUGACUUCAGAAUACGGCUUCAGCUUCGCGGCUAUCUUCGAUGCUGUAUAA